This is a messenger RNA of Camellia sinensis, 888 nucleotides long. NCBI's taxonomy places the organism in Eukaryota, Viridiplantae, Streptophyta, Magnoliopsida, Ericales, Theaceae. The record is from RefSeq and is a predicted model, not a curated record.
AUGAGCAAUCGCGAUAAAUUGAUGUCUUCCCUGAACGAGGAAGAAGAAGAAGAAGACGGCGACGUUUUGGCGAGGAUUAGGGAUGGCGCGAAGGCCAUGGCGAUGGCGAGAAGGAUGCGAGACGGCUUGGCUUUAGAAUGCUCGGGGUUAGGGGAGUGUGUAUUGGAAGAGGUGGUGUUCUGCUCCCCCAAUGCUUGUUACUGGUUUUCGCAGCAGCAUGAGUGUUCCGGUGGCGAGUCACGGUCGCGCAUUGUUCCUGCCAGCUGUGAUGGAAUUGAAGAAAUGGGAAAUGGUAACAAAUGUGAAUCAACAAAAGUGAGAGAUAAGGAAUAUGGUCCCAGAAUAAUUGUUGGAAGUAUCAAGCCCAUUAACAAGGGUGAGGACAUAUCUGUUGCUUACACUGACUUGUUGCAACCUAAGGUGAUGAGGCAGUUAGAGUUAUGGUUGAAGUAUCGCUUUUCUUGUUCCUGUCAGCGAUGUAAUGCAUGGCCCCCAAGUUAUGUGGAUCAUACUUUGCAGGAAAUUUCUGUUGUCAAUUGUAAUUGUGCCAACUUGAGUUCUGAUCACAGAUAUGAGGCCAUGACAAGGUUGACUGACUAUGUAGAUGAUGCCAUAACUGAAUAUUUGACAUUUGGUAAUCCCAAAUCUUGCUGUGAGAAGCUUGAGAACUUGCUUACUUAUGGUCUCCUUGAUGGGCAGUUUGAAUCAAAAGAAGAAAAAUCAAAGCAACAAUUUUGGUUGCAUCAGCUCCACCAUCUCUCUUUGAGUGCCUACACCACACUGGCAUCUGCCUAUAAAACCCGUGCAAGUGAUUUGUUGGCAGUGGAUCCGAAAAUGGACACACUCAACACAUAUACUCUUUGUAUUCUCUCUUUUUCCUCUCCCUGA